Messenger RNA from Rhizophagus irregularis DAOM 181602=DAOM 197198, 679 nucleotides. Lineage: Eukaryota; Fungi; Glomeromycota; Glomeromycetes; Glomerales; Glomeraceae. The record is from RefSeq and is a predicted model, not a curated record.
AAAAAAAUAGCUUCACUCUUUAAAAGCAAAUUAUGAUUACAAGUAAAAUUCAUAAAACGUUAUUUCUCGCUUUCUUUCUUCCUGUUUUUCUUUCUUACCAUCUGGAUGCAAUAUGCCAGCAAAUUACUAACAAACUGAGGACAGAUGGUAAUUGGAAUCUUGAUGAUACUUUCUACCCGUACAGUAGUGGAAACAUAACUUUUACUCUGACCGAGAUGCCUUGUGGCGCCUCAACCCUUUUGAUUCAAUUAGUAUCUCAAAAUGGGUUAGGUGGCUUUCAUACACGCACAUUUACUAGUAACGAAUUAAAUGUUGCUAAAUAUGUCGGUGUUAAUGUUACUUCUUUGAGGGAACACCUAUUCCGUAUACAAGCUAUGGUUGAUGACUUCACUAACAUUAAUUGCAUUAACCCCAGUUUCAGUGGAGAAAUUUGCUAUUCUAAAUAUGUUGAUCCUCCUGACUGUGAAAGGGAAAAAAAUUUAGCAAUUGAUAAUUGCAAAAAUGAAAAAGUUAUAGAGAUUACUGUACCAAUUGCAACCGCGAUCAUUGGAGUAUUAGGAGGUAUAGCAGGAGUAUUAAUUAAACAACGUUUGGAAAAAAAAUCUAAUAAAUCUUCUACACCUUGAUGAGGUUAAACCAUCAAUUUAGACUAACACAAAAUUAUUAUUAUUUAAAAGUA